This is a messenger RNA of Bufo bufo (common toad), 1210 nucleotides long. RefSeq names its product TSR3 ribosome maturation factor (gene TSR3). The transcript has 7 exons. The record is from RefSeq and is a predicted model, not a curated record. Bases 165 to 1097 code for a protein of 310 amino acids. NCBI's taxonomy places the organism in Eukaryota, Metazoa, Chordata, Amphibia, Anura, Bufonidae. Gene Ontology annotation, biological process: maturation of SSU-rRNA. Gene Ontology annotation, molecular function: rRNA small subunit aminocarboxypropyltransferase activity.
GGAGUGGACUGGUGGGAAUAUAUAUAUAUAGCUAGCUAGAUAGGGCUUGGUGGGAAUUGUGAAUACUAUUAAAUAAUCCGCUGUGAGUAAAAUCCCGGUGAGGCGGGGACGUGAAGCUAAAAGCUGCUGCAGAGAACACAUGAGAAGAGCUGCGGAGAGUUGUCAUGGGGCGAAAGAAGCCGCCGAAGGAGGGUCGACCCAGACCCAAGGAAUCCCGAUUUAAGAGACCGUCCAAAAGCCUGGAGACCUUCACCUCCGAGGUGCAUGAAGCCUUAGACGCCAGUAUUCAGGGGGACGCUGACGGAGAGCCCAAGGUGAAGUUCCCGUGUGCCCUGGCAAUGUGGGAUCUGGGGCACUGCGAUCCCAAAAGAUGUACGGGUCGAAAGUUGGUCCGGAAAGGUCUGGUCAAGAACCUUCGCAUUAACCAGAGGUUCAACGGUCUGAUCCUAAGUCCUAUGGGGACGCUGUACGUGUCCCCCGCCGACAAGCAGAUCGUCGCUGACGGAGGAGUCGCAGUCAUUGAUUGUUCCUGGGCAAAACUGGAUGAGACGCCAUUUGCAAAAAUGAAAGGAAGUCAUCCUCGACUCUUGCCGUACUUGGUUGCCGCAAACCCUGUCAAUUAUGGCCGCCCCUGCAAAUUGUCCUGUGUGGAGGCCUUUGCUGCAACUUUUUGCAUUGUAGGAUUUCCAGAUUUGGCCGUAAUUUUACUGAGGAAAUUUAAAUGGGGGAAAGUAUUUUUAGAACUGAACAAGGAGCUGCUUGAAAAAUACAGCAAGUGUCAAGACGUGGAAGAAGUGAAGAAGGUGGAAGCAGAGUUUUUGGCUGCAGACAACGACAAAGAUGCAGAAGAAAUAGAUCCUUUUGAUGUUGAUUCUGGCAGAGAGUUUAUGAAUCUCAAUCGAGUCAUCUGCUCAAAAAGAUUACCAAAUGAGGAAGAUGAGGAGGAGGACGAGUCUGAUGAGGAGGAAGAGGAUAGUAGUGAUGCUGCAAAAGGAAGCGAUGAUGGCUCUGGAGAAGAGAGUGAGGAGGAGGAAGGUGAGGCGGCCUGUAGUAAACCCGUUGUUUGGAAAGGAGUCAAAAAGAGACUACGAGACUGAGUUGUGAAAACCAAGCUCAUCACCUCCCCCUUCGAGGACUGUAAGACGUCAUGUAUGUAUAGUGUUUUGUACAGCAAAUGUUGGAGAAUUAAAUUAAAUUUAAGUAGCUUUGA